AAUUGGAGUUAUCCCCCUCCCAACAAACAAUGCUCCAUUAGCUCAGCCAUAUUCUAAUCUUCCCAGCACCAGCAGAUCUUUUUUUCCUGCAAGUAUUGGGUGAUGGAUUCAUGUGACUAUGUUGAGGUCCUACCCCCCGCAGAUGAGCUGUUGGUGAAAUACCAAUACAUCUCAGAUUUCUUCAUAGCAUUUGCUUACUUCUCCAUCCCCUUAGAGCUUAUUUACUUUGUCCACAAAUCGGCCUGUUUCCCUUACAGAUGGGUUCUGAUGCAAUUUGGAGCCUUCAUUGUUCUCUGCGGAGCGACCCACUUGAUAAACCUCUGGACUUUCUCCACCCACUCCAAGACCGUCGCCAUAGUGAUGGCCAUUUCCAAAAUGUCAACUACUGUUGUCUCGUGCGCGACUGCUUUCAUGCUUGUCCACAUCAUUCCUGACCUGCUGAGUGUGAAAACAAGAGAGACGUUCUUGAAAACACGGGCAGAAGAGCUUGACCGGGAAAUGGGACUGAUAAUCAAACAAGAAGAGACUAGGAGGCAUGUUAGAAUGUUGACUCAUGAGAUUAGGAGUACUCUUGAUAGGCACACGAUAUUAAGAACUACCCUAGUUGAGCUUGGUAGGACUUUAGACUUGGCAGAAUGUGCUUUGUGGAUGCCGUCUCAAAGAGGCAUGGUUUUACAGCUUUCGCACACUCUUAAUAACCUUAUACCGGUUAGGUCUACAGUGCCGACAAAUCUUGGGAUUGUCUGUGAUAUUUUCAACAGCCCGGGAGCAAUGUUGAUUCCACAUUCUUUUGUGGCCGAUCAGGUUGUUGUGGCUCUUUCUCAUGCCGCGAUUUUGGAGGAGUCAAUGCGGGCCCACAAUCAGCUGAUGCAGCAGAAUAUUGCUUUGGACUUGGCCCGGCAGGAGGCAGAGAUGGCAAUCCACGCGCGCAACGACUUCUUAUCCGUGAUGAAUCAUGAGAUGAGAACGCCAAUGCACUCGGUCAUAUCUUUGUCUUCACUGCUUUUAGAGACAGACUUAAAUCCAGAACAAAGGAUUAUGAUGGAAACUGUACUCAAGUGUAGCAAUCUUCUAGCAACACUGAUUAAUGAUGUACUGGAUAUCUCCAGACUUGAAGAUGGCGGUCUUGAAUUGGAGACUAGAACAUUUAAUCUUCAUGCACUGCUCUUAGAGGUUGUGAAUAUGAUAAAGCCUAUUGCAGCAGUGAAGAAACUGUCAACGGCUUUAUCUUUAGCUCUUGAUGUUCCUAUCCAUGUUUCCGGAGAUGCCAAACGGCUGACACAAAUCUUGUUGAAUGUUGCUGGGAAUGCUGUUAAGUUCACAAGAGAAGGUCAAGUUUCAAUAGAGGCUUCUGCUGCCAAACCAGACUACAUAAGAGGUCGGCACUCUGAGUUUUAUCCUCCAUCUUGUGAGGGCUACUUUUAUCUACACGUGCAGGUAAGAGAUUCUGGGUGUGGUAUUAGCCCUCAAGAUAUACCGUUCGUUUUCACCAAAUUUACAAGCCUCGAAGCGCUUCAAACCGAAGUAACAGUGGGGCCGGUCUUGGACUCGCCAUAUGCAAAAGAUUUGUGCAACUGAUGGGGGGUCAUAUAUGGGUGGAAAGCGAGGGUGCAUGGAAGGGCACCACGGUAACAUUCAUAGUGAAACUCGGGACGUGCAUUUAUCCAAACACGCCUGCAAUUGUGGGCCCCACCCCACCACAAGGAGGAAGAGCAGCGAACCAAGGCAGCGACGAUGAUCUCUUCAAAUAUAGGCACUAUCCGAGA
Molecule: messenger RNA, 1766 nt
Organism: Cuscuta campestris
Lineage: Eukaryota; Viridiplantae; Streptophyta; Magnoliopsida; Solanales; Convolvulaceae
Source: the annotation of a GenBank genome assembly